Molecule: messenger RNA, 552 nt
Organism: Trichomonas vaginalis G3
Lineage: Eukaryota; Parabasalia; Trichomonadida; Trichomonadidae
Product: glycosyltransferase 8 domain-containing protein family
Exons: 1
Coding region: 1-552 (183 amino acids)
Molecular function (GO): glycosyltransferase activity
Source: RefSeq, a predicted model, not a curated record
AUGCUCAAUUCUCCACGAAUUGAUCAUAACACCAAAUUCAUUAAAGAGUAUUCUUUUAGAAAAGAUCAUUCACUCUCAGGAGGAAUAGUAUUGCUUACUAUCCACAUCUUAAUUGUUUUUUCUUUAUUUCGCUACCCAAGAAUCAAAUCUAGAUUAUUCCCAAAUUUAAAUUUAGUAUAUAGCUGGUCUGGUAAUAUAAAUAAGCUUGGUGCUGCUAUUUAUUCCGCUAUUAAUAUUAUGGUCAAUCAUUAUCUCACUAUUUAUGUUUGUACAACACAUCCUGAAGAAGUCACAAAGUUUCAAAACAGAUUAAACGAAAUUAAAAUCGAUCACGUCAAAUUUAUUGUUGAAUUCCAUAAUACAACUUACCUAACCAAAAAAGUAUUUAAUGGUUCCACAUACGAAGCAUAUAUCAAAACAGUUUUUAGCCCAAAUCAUCCAGAAAUCGACAGAUUUAUUAGUCUUGACGCAGAUACUCUAGUUAUCAACAACUUUGAUAAGUUCUAUUACAGAGAUUUCGAAAAUACGUACGCUAUUACUGUUUUAAAUUGA